Aspergillus pseudotamarii is the source of this 2158-nucleotide messenger RNA. Its product is annotated as putative proteinase. The transcript is spliced from 6 exons. The record is from RefSeq and is a predicted model, not a curated record. The coding region runs from base 24 to 1625 and encodes 533 amino acids. Lineage: Eukaryota; Fungi; Ascomycota; Eurotiomycetes; Eurotiales; Aspergillaceae.
ACCAGAAGCCCGCAGGGAUUACAAUGAGCCGAUUGGUGAACACGCUCAUCCUGUUCAUGAGCUUGGGACUGAACGCCCACAGUUUACAUGAUCGGGGCAUGGUCUAUGGGUUUGAGAAUAUUGAACCAUCAGCCAAACUCACAUGGACACCAUGUUUCGAUGCCUUGAAUUGCGCUAGACUGGAAGUUCCUUUGGAUUAUUCAAACAGAAGCCUUGGCACGACGUCGAUUGCCUUCAUCAAGCUAGCUGGCAAAAAUGCCACCGCCGAGUCUCCAAGCAUCAUACUCAACCCCGGUGGCCCAGGUGGUUCCGGUGUUGACCUACUCCUCACAUACCAGAAUCUCAUCGGGCAGAUGUUUGGAGAGCAGUACAACUUCGUCUCAUUUGACCCUCGCGGUGUGAACCACAGUGGCUUGCAUCUGGACUGCUUCGCGGAGGACGCAACAGCAAGGUCGGCAUUCUAUCGACUGCACAGAACAGGCGCCAGUAAUAUCUCAUCAACAUCGCUGGAGGAACAGUACUAUUCAAGCUCUAUCUACGGCGAGUGGUGCAACAAUGCUGUCGGGAGCAAGUCACCCUAUUCAUAUUAUGUGACUACGCCAGCAGUUGCCCAUGAUUUGCUCACAUUUAUCGAAGCCGAGGCUCUAUUGGCCGGUCAAUUACCAUCAAGCGCCAAACUGUGGUGCUAUAGCAUCAGUUACGGCACUGUCAUCGGCAGCACUUUCGCUUCCCUGUUUCCUGACCGCGUUGGGAGAAUGAUACUAGACGGUGUUCUGGACGCAGAGCAAUAUUAUAACAACUAUUGGACGGACAAUGUUGAACAAAUGGACGAGGCGAUAGAAACAUUCUCGACCUUUUGCCAUUCCGCAGGGCCUCAAAAGUGCUCAUUUUGGGGACCCACCCCGGCUAACAUCACAGCAAGAAUGGAUGGCAUUAUCCGUCAGCUUCUGAACCAUCCAGUCCCGCUAAGCGGCGUCGGACACGAAGACCUGCCGACAAUGGUCACCUAUUCAGACCUAAAGACUCUUUUUCUCAACACAGUCUACGCCCCACUGGCAAGGUUUCCAACCAUGGCCAACAUCCUCCACCAGGCCGAGUAUGGGAAUGUGUCUGCUCUUGUGGGGAUGUAUGAUCAGUCGAGUCCUAUAACUGACGCCCGUCUCGCCAUUACAUGCACCGACUCGUAUCGCAGGAACAGACUUACUACCAUGGAAGAGUUCAAGAUUUGGGCGGAGUACACGAUUUCCAAGAGCAAGUACAUCGGUGAUAUCUAUCCUACCUUCCUGGAAGGUAUCUUAUGCCGAUCAUUCCGACCGCAGUUACCGGAUAGCAUGGUAGUUCAAGACGAAAUAAGUGCACUAAGCAUGCCUACGUCCUUCCCGAUCCUGAUUGCGAGUAAUACCAUUGACCCUAUCACGCCGUUGAAAUCAGCGCGCCAGAUGUCAUCACGGUUUGCUGGAUCGGUACUUUUAAUGCAAGAAGGCGUUGGUCAUACGGUCAUCAACCAGGGGGCGUCAAAUUGUUACUUUCGGCAUAUUCAGGCGUACCUCCAAGGUGCAGUUCCAUCAUCCAACAGUACAUGCCCCCGACAGUACACUCCUUUCAUAGAUGCUUCCCCCCUUUAGCGAUCGUCCAAUCCAUGGAGAAAGGUUCGGUCAAUUAAUGGAAAGGAAGGAUCAGGGUCAGUUAAGUGCUGCAUUGUCAAAGUAUGUGGAAAAUAGAUAUACACUGGUUCAAAGGUGAAAACAUUUCAUAUCUGUUAUUGAUUCCUACGCUCCUUUUACUCCUCUAGUAUUACAUUGUGUAUUAUUCUAUUCUCACUUCAUCUCAAAUUUGGUUGAUCCAUCUAGCAGUAUCAAAGAAUAGCAAUAGAUGUGAUAGAUAUAUACUGGAACACUGAGAGUCGACCAGUGGGUGAAGAACUGGAGUGAACAGUUGACUACUACCGCGAGUACGUGUGGUCUUGUGCGUUAUUUACUAUGUGGAAUUUGCGGAGAGGAUAUACAGAGUCUAACUGUACCUCUUUUUCCAGUUCAAAUACUACUUAGAUAUCACUACUUUAGUUGGAACACUUAUUGAGUUUUACUAUGUUGAGGUUUCCGCAAUAUUCAAUAACAUUUAGCAAGUAGGUUGCUGCCUCAUGCCCACUAGCCUUAUA